Messenger RNA from Sorex fumeus (smoky shrew), 2126 nucleotides. It is a transcript of the gene SLC22A17, whose product is annotated as solute carrier family 22 member 17. The coding region runs from base 1 to 2064 and encodes 687 amino acids. Gene Ontology annotation, molecular function: transmembrane transporter activity. The transcript has 11 exons. The record is from RefSeq and is a predicted model, not a curated record. Gene Ontology annotation, biological process: transmembrane transport. Gene Ontology annotation, cellular component: membrane. NCBI's taxonomy places the organism in Eukaryota, Metazoa, Chordata, Mammalia, Eulipotyphla, Soricidae.
AUGGAUGAUGAAUCGGGGAGGGGAAAACCGCGCAGAGAUCGCAGAGACGACGGAGGCGCCCGCGGCGGUUGCGGAGUGGGGUCUCGGGGCUCCGGUCCGGCUGCGGCGCGCCACCGGGCCAGAAAACAGCGCAUCGUUUCGGGUCGGGCCGGCAGGCCCCCUGCGGUCGGCAAGCUGGCUCCGCGGGUGGCCACCGGGACCCCCGAGCCCAAUGGCGGGGGCGGCAACAAAAUCGACAGCACGGUAGAGAUCACCCCCAGCCCCAACGGAGGAGUCGGGACCCUGGGAGAUGCGGUGGCCGGCGAGCAGCUGCAGGGCGAGCGCGAGCGCGCGCGGGAGGGGGCCGAGGCGGGCCUGGGUAGCAGCCUGUCGCUGGCCGUGCCCCCCGGCCCCCUGAGCUUCGAGGCGCUGCUGGCCCAGGUGGGGGCGCUGGGCGGCGGCCAGCAGCUGCAGCUCGGCCUCUGCUGCCUGCCCGUGCUCUUCGUGGCGCUGGGCCUGGCCUCCGACCCCAUCUUCACGCUGGCGCCCCCGCUGCACUGCCACUACGGGGCCUUCCCCCCCAACGCCUCGGCCUGGGAGCAGCCCCCCAACGCCAGCGGCGCGGGCGUGGCCAGCGCGGCCCUCGCCGCCAGCGCCGCCAGCCGCGUCGCCGCCGCCACCAGCUCGGACCCCGCGUGCAGCGGCUUCGCCCCGCCGGACUUCAACCACUGCCUCAAGGACUGGGACUACAACGGGUUGCCUGUGCUCACCACCAACGCCAUAGGCCAGUGGGACCUGGUGUGUGACCUGGGCUGGCAGGUGAUCCUGGAGCAGAUCCUGUUCAUCUUGGGCUUUGCCUCCGGCUACCUGUUUCUGGGCUACCCCACGGACAGGUUUGGCCGCCGCGCGAUUGUGCUGCUGACCUUGGGGCUGGUGGGCCCCUGUGGAGUGGGAGGGGCAGCCGCCGGCUCCUCCACGGGUGUCAUGGCCCUGCGCUUCCUCCUGGGCUUCCUGCUUGCAGGCGUUGACCUUGGAGUCUACCUGAUGCGCCUGGAGCUGUGCGACCCAACCCAGAGGCUCCGGGUGGCCCUGGCCGGGGAGUUGGUGGGGGUGGGAGGUCACUUCCUGUUCCUGGGCCUGGCCCUUGUCUCUAAGGACUGGCGCUUUCUGCAGCGGAUGAUCACGGCUCCCUGCAUCCUCUUCCUGUUUUAUGGCUGGCCCGGCCUGUUUCUGGAGUCGGCGAGGUGGCUGAUAGUGAAGCGGCAGAUCGAGGAGGCUCAGUCUGUGCUGAGGAUCCUGGCUGAGCGGAACAGGCCUCAUGGGCAGAUGCUGGGGGAGGAGGCCCAGGAGGCCCUGCAGGACCUGGAGAACACCUGCCCCCUCCCGGCGACAUCCUCCUUCUCCUUCGCUUCCCUCCUCAACUACCGCAACCUCUGGAAAAAUCUGCUCAUCCUGGGCUUCACCAACUUCAUUGCCCACGCCAUCGGCCACUGCUACCAGCCCAUCGGAGGAGGCGGGAGCCCGUCGGACUUCUACCUGUGCUCCCUGCUGGCCAGUGGCACUGCGGCGCUGGCCUGUGUCUUCUUGGGGGUGACUGUGGACCGGUUUGGCCGCCGGGGCAUCCUGCUCCUCUCCAUGACCCUCACGGGCAUCGCGUCCCUGGUCCUGCUGGGCCUGUGGGAUUAUCUCAACGACGCGGCCAUCACCACUUUCUCUGUCCUGGGCCUCUUUGCCUCCCAAGCUGCUGGCAUCCUCAGCACCCUCCUGGCGGCCGAGAUCAUCCCGACCACUGUGCGGGGCCGCGGUCUGGGCCUGAUCAUGGCGCUGGGGGCGCUGGGGGGGCUGAGCGGGCCGGCCCAGCGCCUCCACAUGGGCCACGGCGCCUUCCUGCAGCACGUGGUGCUGGCGGCCUGCGCCCUCCUCUGCAUCCUCAGCAUCAUGCUGCUCCCGGAGACCAAGCGCAAGCUCCUGCCGGAAGUGCUCCGGGACGGGGAGCUGUGCCGCCGGCCGUCCCUGCUGCGGCAGCCCCCCCCCAACCGCUGUGACCACGUCCCGCUGCUUGCCACCCCCAACCCCGCUCUCUGAGCGCCCUGGUAGAAGGCUGGCCCGUCUAGCAAGGGGGCGCGCAGCCCGGCGGGGUGGGGGGG